CACUCGAUCCCGUGUCUCGCAUACAGUGUAGGCUGUGUGUGUGACACAAGACGCGCGGCCCUCUGCGAAGCCGCGUCCUUUGCAUUACUCGCGCCAUUCCGCGCAAUUACGCACAAACUAUGGGACCCGGAGCGGGGAGUAGUAAUAGUCGGCCUUGUUCUGAAGGUGUCAUGGCAAACAACUUUAACCUUCUGCGGUAAUUGAAACCUCUGCUGAAGUCGCGUCUAUUUCAUUUUUUUUGCCUUUUGUCCUUUUUCUUUUCACAAAAACCUGGGAAUAUUCGAGUGUCAAGGUCUCAGACGGGGGUUGGGGGGCGGGGGGCUGCUGCUGCUUCUGCUGCUUGUCCGUGGAUUUCCAGGCAGGCAUGGCCACUGCAAGGCUUGAUUAUGUUGCUCCGUGGUGGACGUAUUGGCUGCACAAUUUCCCGCACUUCAAUUUCUUUUUCCAGUCGGUCGACAGCACUUUCCGACCGGUGGAGGCGAGCUAUCAGCAGUCGCUGAUGUUUCUGGCAUGUAUUGGUGCAGUGGGUCUCGGGCUGAGCCUCCUUAUUCUGGCUGUAUACCUGGUCUGCCUCUGCUGCUGCCGCAAGGACAUAGACGAAGACACCAAAAGACCCGACUCCCGCUGUGUCACCUGGGUUGCUGUCGUCACAGGGCUCGUCAUUUGUUCUGGUGUCGGAGUCGGUUUCUAUGGUAACAGUGAGACCAACGAUGGGGUGUACCAGCUGACCUACUCACUCUACAGUGCCAAUCACACAUUGGGUGGCAUCAAUAAUCUGGUUGCAGGAUCUAUGGGUAAUGUGGAAACUGGACUCAAGCAGCACCUGGAACGGCUGGAUGAGAUCUUUUCUACAAGAUCUGACUACCUCCAGGCUCUGCGCUUCAUGCAGCUGAUGGUAAACAACGUGAUCCGCGAGCUGACUGCUCUGCCAGACAUCAGCAAAGCCAAUGUUGACUUGGCAGCUGUGGCCGACCAAACAGCCUCCAUUGAGUAUUACAGAUGGCUGACCUAUCUGCUGCUGCUGAUCCUGGAUCUGGUCAUCUGCCUGACCUUGUGCGUGGGGAUGGCCAAGCAAUCCCGAUGGCUGCUUAUCACGGUCAUGACCUUUGUGAUGCUGUCUCUGAUCCUGAGCUGGGCCUCACUGGGAGCAGGCACUGCCACAGCUGUGGGCACCAGUGACUUCUGUGUGUCUCCAGACAAGUUCAUCGUCAACCAGACCACUGAUUCCCUCAGUGCAGAUGUUGCACACUAUUAUUUGUUCUGCAGUCCGAAUCUACCAAACCCCUUCCAGCAGUCUUUGACGGUCUGCCAGCGCUCUCUGACCACCAUGCAAAUCCAGAUCCAGGGCUUGCUGCAGUUCUCGGUGCCCGUCUUUCCCACCGCUGAGAGAGACCUGUUGGGGAUCCAGCGACUCUUGAACUCCACUGAGUUCAGUCUGCACCAGCUGACAGCCUUGCUUGACUGCCGCGGGCUGCACAAGGACUAUGUGGAUGCCCUCAUGGGUGUGUGCUAUGAUGGGGUGGAAGGGCUCCUCUACCUCUCUUUGUUUUCCCUGCUGGCUGCCUGCGCUCUCUCUGGCGUGCUGUGUGCGACUUUCCAAAUGUGGACACAAUUGGGCAGCAGGGACAAAGAGUACGAUGACAUAGACGAGGAGGACCCGUUCAACCCACAGGCACGGAGGAUGUCUUACAACCCCAGAAGGUCCAACAUCCACAGUUUCUGUAGCUAUACCAGCAACCUCAGCAGCCAGUCCAGCCUUAACCCACCUCCACAAUCUUCUGCUUCUAAUCCCAUGCCACCCCCUGAAUACAUGAAUCAGUCCAUGCUGUUUGGAGGGAGCCCCCGAUACGAGAACGUGCCACUGAUAGGGAGAGGAUCCCCGCCUCCCUCGUAUUCGCCCAGUAUGAGGACCACCUAUCUGUCUAUGACUGAUGCCCAGAUCAGACACUUCGGGACUGACUUCCAGGUGUAGUCUGCUGCCCGCUGAAUCCAUCGUCAGAGAAGCACUGUAUGAGACUCUGAGUUCUUACCGCGAGGAGACUGUCUUCGUGGCGCAAUCCUGUUUACGGGAGCAACAACCCGCCGCCCCACUCCCGAGACAUGAAAGCAGGACACGAGACAAUUACCAGUGCUCACCAGUGCAGCGCUCUGAAAGCCCUGCAUGCGGUUUUGAACAGAGGGGGCCUGCAGGGGAUCAUUGCAAGACUGUUAUUGUUGUCAAGAUGUGUGGAUAUGUUGUCAUUUCUUUGAGCCAAAGUACGAGCCUUUUUUAACAGAACAGUCCAACGACUGCUUUUGCUUUUCAUAUAUUCUGGUGGCCUGCAUAGAUGUGAUCAACAUGUGGAGUAUUUUGAUAUGAGAUGAGAUGAGAUGACCGAUUUAUGACUAAUACUCAGACUGCACGUCGUGGCGUUUGAUUUCUGAAAGAUCCCUUUUGUUUGGCAGUAAUUUAAUUCCUUCGUAUUUCCGGCCUUUGUUUAAGAUAUCAGUGAAAACCACACCAGAAAUUGAAGUUGUGCCGUGAACAGACAAAGAUGGCACCCAGCUGAUAUAUUUUUUAAAAAGUUUCUUGCCACAAUUUGGACCUAUUUGUUCUUGCUGUAACACUGGGUUAAAAUUGUAUGACCUGCUUGUCAAGGAUGAGUCAAAUAUUCUUACUGUGGGGUUUCACAUUUUGUUUUUAUAUUUGAAGACUGUACUGCAGCUGCAUGUGGGACUUUUCCCUUGGACCAGAUGAGCACAGCAGAAUGGGAUUUAAUUCAAAUCCAGGUCUUUAUAACUCUGCUGUGAUACAAUGACAACAAAACUGUCAGGACUAACAUGUACUGUGUGGUAAUUACACUCCAUUUUCAAGUACUCAAUAGCAUUUACAACACCCAGUGCCACUAGUUACAGUCAGCUGGAAAGAAAUGAAUCGACGUGGCUGGAGAACUCUGCUGUAUGCUGCUUCCUGUGUUGGAUGACAUAUCAAAACAAAAAUAAUGUUUUACCAUAAAAUGUUAGAUGCAGA
Messenger RNA from Scophthalmus maximus (turbot), 3010 nucleotides. It is a transcript of the gene ttyh2l, whose product is annotated as tweety homolog 2, like. Gene Ontology annotation, molecular function: volume-sensitive chloride channel activity; intracellularly calcium-gated chloride channel activity. The coding region runs from base 365 to 1972 and encodes 535 amino acids. NCBI's taxonomy places the organism in Eukaryota, Metazoa, Chordata, Actinopteri, Pleuronectiformes, Scophthalmidae. The record is from RefSeq and is a predicted model, not a curated record. The transcript has 14 exons. Gene Ontology annotation, cellular component: plasma membrane.